Messenger RNA from Hypoxylon trugodes, 1253 nucleotides. RefSeq names its product alpha/beta-hydrolase. The record is from RefSeq and is a predicted model, not a curated record. Lineage: Eukaryota; Fungi; Ascomycota; Sordariomycetes; Xylariales; Hypoxylaceae. The transcript has 4 exons. The coding region runs from base 1 to 1116 and encodes 371 amino acids.
AUGUUCGCUUACUCCCUAUUAGCUCUCGGCCUUGCUGCCGUAGCCUCAGCUCGACCUUACCCCACACACCAGAGUUGCAAGGAACUCACGAUACCUGUCACUGUCAGCGUGCCGCGCUUCAUCUUGAACGCGACAGUCAACGACAACUGGGAUGCAGUCGCCUUGACGCUAAACCUCACCAGGAGGGACUUCGGUAACCUCACCGACCCGUUACCUAUCCUUGGCAAGACCGAAACGCCGGUAGAAAGCACAUUCAAGCUCGGCGCUACACUUUGCGGAACAGGUAGCUCGCUAUUGAUCCCUACUCAUGGUAUUAUCGAGUCUAAGCUAUACUGGAACCCAAACUUUGAGAACUCUGAGCAGUACAACUUCGUCCAAGCCGCUGUCGCUGCUGGAUACUCUGUUCUCAACUACGACCGUAUCGGGGUGGGCUCAUCUUCCAAGGUCGACGCACUAUCGGAUGCUCAAUUCCAGGUAGAAGCCGCUGUGCUAGACUCGCUCGUAGACUAUGCGCGAAACACCGUAAACGCCACCAAAGUCGCACUGGUCGGUCAUAGUUAUGGCUCUUACAUAAGUGUCGCGUCCGCGGCUAGCAAGACGACCGCCGUCGAUGCCGUCGUGCUCACCGGUUUCGCGGGAAAUUUCACUUACUUCGCUCCCUUCCUUGCUGGAUCUAGCUUCCGUAUCGCGCGACUAUCCAACCCCGUUCGCUGGGGUUCCCUAGAUCCGGGUUACCUGACUUCUGCCGACUUGUUCUCCGAGACGUACGUGUACUUCGGUGAGGCGCAUGACUUCGAGCGCCGUGUCGCCGAAUGGUCGCACUACGAAGGCAGUGAGCCGUUCGCUGUCGGUGAACUUCCAUCCCUUAUCGCAAGCAGCCCUCUUGACUUUGGAGCGAUCACUGCACCUGUGCUUGUCCUACAGGGCCAAUUUGACCUUUCGGCUUGUGGCGGUAACUGCGUCGGAUUGCUAGAUCCCUUAAAGAGCGAGUUCGCGGGCGCUAAAGUCGUCGAGACCGUCGAUAAUCUACCAUCUGGUCACAACCUCAACCUGCAUAAGGUCGCUCCACAGGCGUUCAGCACGGUUUUUGAUUUCCUGAAGCGCCAGGGAGUGUAAAAGGACGCGAUACUAGCAUUUACACGAUAUGACUUUAUAUAAUAAUUAUUUUUAACCUCAUGUUCUGUUCGUUAAGAUACCAUUAAUAGAUAGAAUUAAUAAAUCGUUAUAUGAAUUGGCAGUGGUGCCACUACAAA